AUGCACAACCGAGUAGUUCAAAUUGUGUUCGCUGCUGUGCUGUUGCUCUGUCUGGGCGACGUUAAAGGACUUCGCUUAGCGGAACAAAAAUGUCAGGAGUACCGGAAGCUGAUAUCUUCCUUUACGUCUAAGACGUCUGGUAGGACGAAUGACUACGUCACACCACCGAACGGAAUACCAGCAAAGGAUGGCGAAUUCCCCCAUCAGGUGCGGGUCGGACAGUGGUUCUACGAGGACGAAGACACGGAGCACAUUUUCCGUUGCAGCGGUGCCCUCAUCAGUGAGCGUUACGUUCUCAUUUCGGGUCACUGCUUCUGGACAAUGGGUGACGAAAUGGUGUCACUUGGUCGUCAUGACUACACACGUCCCUCUGCCCUCCCGGAGCUGUUGGUCAAACGAGAUAAUCUGACGCUGCAUCCCACUUUUGACGAGAUGGUGAAGACAUCCUACGACGAUAUUGCACUGUUGCGACUCGCCGAACCCGUCACCUUUACCUCACACAUCUAUCCUGCCUGUCUGUGGACAGAGGACACUCUGCCCGCAUCACAAAAGUUAACGGUGACAGGGUUUACCACUGGCAAGCUGGUCAACGACACCCAGGAUACGCAUCUGGUUAAGGUACAGGUGAACCGUGUUCCGAAUGAAAUGUGCACGCAAGCGUAUGCCGAUAGUGAUUACUACCCGCAGGGCGUUACCGAUUUACUGCUCUGCGUGGCGUCUCCCGUAGAAUGGAAAGCAGCCUGCGAUGGUGAUGGCGGUAGUCUAAUGCAGACGCUUGACGAUGACUCCGGUGACGUGUACCGGCUUAUCGGCGUAGAAGCCAAGGGUCACGAUUGUGACAAGGCGUACCAGACCUACCCCUACACCUAUUCCAAGGUACAACAGCACCUGGAUUGGAUCGAGAGUGUUGUUUGGGGCUCGUAA
Molecule: messenger RNA, 924 nt
Organism: Anopheles marshallii
Lineage: Eukaryota; Metazoa; Arthropoda; Insecta; Diptera; Culicidae
Product: serine protease persephone-like
Exons: 4
Coding region: 1-924 (307 amino acids)
Biological process (GO): proteolysis
Molecular function (GO): serine-type endopeptidase activity
Source: RefSeq, a predicted model, not a curated record